GGGGCCGGGCCGGGGGGAGGGCAGGCGGGCUGUCCACUCCCCUCCCUCCCCUCCCUCCGCGCCGUUAAAAUGAAACUCUAGUGGCCGGGGCCGGAGCCGGAGCUGGGGCUGCAGCCGGGCCGGGGCCGAUAGCGGGCGGCGAGCCCGGGGUGGCGUACGUGUGGGGAGCGGAGCAGCACGGCCAGCCCCCGCGGGACAGCGAUGUACACGCCGCCGUGGGGCAUGGAGCGCGAGGACGGCGGGGAAGGCGAAGGCGAAGGUGGCGAGGGCGGCGAAGGCGAGGACUGGAGGGACGUGACCAUGCCCUACUCCACUGAGCUCAUCUUCUACAUCGAGAUGGACCCCCCAGCUCUUCCGCCAAAGCCACCCAAAUCCUUGACUCAAGCCGGUGCCAAUGGGAUGAAGGACAGCUCGGGUUUUUCCCUUCCUGACGCAGAGUGGUACUGGGGAGACAUCUCAAGGGAAGAGGUCAAUGACAAACUACGCGACAUGCCCGAUGGCACUUUCUUGGUGCGUGAUGCAUCCACCAAGGUGCAGGGAGACUACACUCUGACUCUGCGGAAGGGAGGCAAUAAUAAAUUGAUUAAGAUUUAUCAUCGGGAUGGCAAAUAUGGCUUCUCUGACCCGCUGACCUUCGCUUCGGUGGUGGAGCUGAUCAACCACUACCGCCACGAGUCUCUGGCCCAGUACAACCCCAAGCUCGAUGUGAAGCUGAUGUACCCCAUCUCCAGGUACCAGCAGGAUCAGCUGGUGAAAGAAGACAACAUCGAUGCCGUUGGCACCAAACUGCAGGAAUACCACUCCCAGUACCAAGAGAAGAGCAAAGAGUAUGACCGGCUGUAUGAGGAGUACACCAGGACCUCCCAGGAAAUUCAGAUGAAGAGGACAGCAAUCGAAGCUUUUAAUGAAACAAUUAAGAUCUUUGAGGAGCAGUGCCAGACCCAGGAGCGCCAAAGCAAAGACUACAUUGAGCGGUUUCGGAGAGAGGGGAAUGAAAAGGAGAUUGAGCGGAUAAUGAUGAAUUAUGAGAAACUGAAAUCACGUCUGGGUGAGAUUCAUGACAGCAAAAUGCGCUUGGAGCAGGAUUUGAAGAAGCAAGCUUUGGAUAACCGAGAAACUGACAAAAAAAUGAACAGCAUCAAACCCGACCUGAUUCAGCUGCGCAAGAUUCGUGACCAGUACCUAGUAUGGCUCAGUCACAAAGGGGUGAGACAGAAACGACUGAAUGACUGGCUGGGAAUCAAAAACGACCACAUUGAUGAGACCUAUUUUAUGAAUGAGGAAGAUGAAAAUCUGCCACAUUAUGAUGAGAAAACAUGGUUUGUCGGGGAUCUCAAUCGACUCCAAGCAGAGGACCUGCUCCAUGGGAAGCCCGAUGGAGCCUUUUUAAUUCGCGAGAGUAGCAAGAAAGGAUGCUAUGCCUGCUCUGUGGUGGCGGAUGGGGACGUGAAGCACUGUGUGAUCUACAGCACGGCCCGUGGCUAUGGCUUUGCGGAGCCCUACAACCUGUAUGGCAGCCUGAAGGAGCUGGUUCUGCACUACCAGCACACGUCCCUGGUCCAGCACAACGACUCGCUCAAUGUCCGGCUGGCCCACCCAGUCUACGCACAGCUGCCCUCCCACUGCAGAUAGACGCAGGCUGGGAGUGCGGCCAGGGCCACGGCCAAGGAGCCGUGGGCUUUUCUGAGGUUUUUAUCAGCAGGACGACGAUGAGGAGGAGGGUGACAAGGGCAUUCUUUCUACUUAGACUGCUUGUUUUGCACAAGAAGUGAUUCUGUGAAUGUGAAGCAGAGGGGCCUGGGGGCCGGCCGGCCAGGGGUCAGGGCCACCUUCCACCAGGACACUGACGCCUGCCUGUGUGAGCUCUCUGAGCUCUAGGCAGGGAGCUGGCUGGCUGUUUUGUGUUACCACUGAUGAGCGCUUUCCCAAAGGGGAAUAAACUGAGCUCGAGAAACUGGAGGCAGACAGACCCCAUUGGAUGGAGAACACAGGUUUUGUGGGUGUGUGUGCGUGUCCAUGUCUCCUUGGUGUUUUACUUCUAGCCAGGCACCUUCACAGAGCCAGGCUCAGUUGGGGGUGGGUUGGGGGGUGACAGGCACAGAGCCUCUGCCCAGAGAGGAAAGAGGGUUCUGUCUUCUCCUUCCACUUCAGAGCCCAGGGGGAGGCAGAGCUGACACUGCCGCCACCAGUGGGGGCUCUUAGCCAAACACAAGCCGCUGCUGCUGCUGCUGCUGCUAGCAGAAGGAAUUGAGAGAGUGAGCUGACCAAAGGAAAAUGUGGAACCUUUUGUUCCUUUUUCAAAUAUCAGAAACCCUACAAAGGAAUCCUCCAAGCACUGUGGCUUGCUUUUGUACCAAGGGUAAAGCAAGCCCCAGCAACAGCAGCACUGCAGACAGGCUCUCCCUCCAGGAAACUUCAUCACUAGGACAGAAUGGAGCCCUGCUCCCAGAGUCCCUAAGGGCACCAGCCUGGGCCAGUGUUCCUUUCCACACCAAAACUUGAAAGAAAGAAAAGGAAAUGGGAAAGUGUAUGUGGGUAUUUGAGAGCCCUGGGGUUUGGCACUGAGCUCCUGGACCUGCCAAGUUCCCAGGGAGCUUUGGGCUUCCCCAGGGACCCCUGAGCCCCUCCUGGGGUCUUGGCACAUGAAGAAUUCCCCAUCUGAAAUCCCUGUAACUCUUGUAUGUGUAAAGACAGUGCAAUGUUGUGCUUCCUGGUGUCUGGAAAAGACCAAACACCUGCAGAGCCGCCCGACCGUUUAGCAUCUCCCCAGAACCUCCAAAAUGCCACCUCGGUGGAAGCGGCAACUCCAAGUGAAAACCUGAUCCUUCCAAACGGAGAUCCUAGGCCUUGGAACAGACACCAUGUAGAUCCACACUCCCAGACCAGCCUGCUUGGCAAAGUCUCUCUCCUUGGAAGACACAGCCACUGGGAAAGAAUGGAGGAUCUGUCUGGUUUGCUCAUCCCCUCCUUUCCCUGCCUAUCAUUUCGUGGGCCUGGCCAAGUGCUGGAGGGAGCCUCUAGUCUGUCCUUGGCCUGGUCCUCAGCCCAAAGACCAUGAGACAUUAGGGAAUCUUUUUCCUACAGAGCCCUGCAGGGGGACCCUAUGCACUUGCCCCCUUCCUGGGCCCAGCUAAGCCCUUUGCUUGCCCCUGGCUGCCUCCCUUUCUCUACUCCCCUCGCCAUAAUCAAUUUACUUUGUUGUGGGAUCCUCUGGCCCCCAGGUCCCCCUUGUCCCUUGGUGCAUCCGGGCAGGGCAGAGCCUCCCCUGGGGAGGACCUACCCAGGCCUGGGCAGCACAACACACUAGAUUCCCCACCUGCUCAGCAGGCCCUGAAGUGUCUGCUUCUGAGGAGUUUGGAGGGAGGCCUUGGCCCCGGGUUCUCAGGUGGCAUUGCCCAGCAGUGUUUCACAACCUUCAUCCUUUGAAGGAAAUACUUGGUGAGCUGCAAAGCAUUUAGGAGUACAAUUUUUAAUCUCAUUUCUAAUUUUUGUGGUUGGGACCACAUGCAAACUGCCCCCGCCAAAAAAACAAAUAAAUUUGGUUUCUCACAGCCCUCUUUUACAUAAGAUUUCAGCCCACAGGCUGGGGGUAAGGGAGGUCACUCCACACUCAUUCUUACCUGCUUUCCCAGGUCUGGGAACAAAGACAGCUGCCUUUAGGACCAGCCCAAAAGCCACAGACAGUAGUGGUUUGGUUUCCUGACCAAGGGACCUUUAGCCAAACCUAGUUCAUGGCUCCCAGGGUAUGGAUGCUGCAGGAGGCACUGACUUUGGGGGAGCAUGGGUGCCACAGAAGAACACUGUUUUGGGGGAGUAGGAAGAAGUCUUCAAUCUUCCAUGUGCUUUAUCUGUGCUUUUCUCGUAACUGUACCUGAUUCAGCCAAGACCCUGUGGCCCAUGUUACAGACAAGGAAGCCUUUAAAAGGUAAAGGUGGCAGUUUGCAGUGGCAGUGUGGCUGAGAGGAGAAAAGGCCAGGAGCAAAGGGAGCACAGCUUAGAAAUGUUCUAGGCUAUGUUGUUAGAACCCUCUCUGGGGGAACUCUCAGGAGGCAGAUCCUCCUCCUGGCUGCCCACUGAGCUUCCAGGCCCAGGCUCCAUGUGCAUCCUCAAUCAGCAAGAUGGUGAAGGGGCUACCAGAAGACUCCUUGGCAUGGGGUCCUCACCAGCCUGCCUGCGUGGCAUCUUGCAUCUGUGCCUUCAGGGAACAAGUGUGAGAUGGGGAAACUGGCCCCAACAUAAGCCCCAAGACAGUGCCCUCUUAGAAAGCCCCUAAGAAAGAAGAGCUGUGGGCCUGGUCUGGGGUCUGACCCCUCACUUGGCUGACGGGGUUGGGGAUUCUCAGCAUCUCCUUGUGCACCGGCUCCUGACAAACAUCUGAAAGGAUUCCCUGGCAGCAGGGGUGGAGGAAGAUUGGAGGCACAGCUUUACCAGCGAGAGUUGGCUGAUGCCCAUUGUCUUGUGCCACUGGGGGCACUGGGCCACCUGAGGGAGGAGAGAAGAAUGGGAGUCACUCAAGCAGUAGCAAGGGUGAAUUCAGUGGUUGAGUCCAGCUUUGGGACAGCUGUGGGAUGAGCAGGGCUAACGUCUGUCUGUCAGGGGACCCCAGCCUGGCUUUUCUCAACUGCAGACAGCACAUCAGCCCCCAAACAUGUUUUGCCUCCAGGAUGAUUGUUGCUGUUCUCUUCUGGGAAUGGGGUGGUUUGGGAGCUUGGCUUCUUGCUGCUAACCCUGUGGGGCCAAAGUGUAUUGGGCCUGGUGCUUGGAGCUGCCUGGCGUGGGAGAGGAGAGAGGUCCUUGAGACCUCAGUGGGAAGGCCAAGCUGCAGGAAGCUUCUUUCAGAAAGAGGAAUGACCUUGUGGGUGCCUGGUUCGAGCUCUCCAAGCUGCUGAGGAUGGCCUGGAUGAGGAUGAAGGGAUCUCCAGCUUCUCCUGGUGACUAUGGCAGGGCCAGCCAGCAGUGGCAGUGACCCAAAAGGGGCCAUGGGGGAGCUGAGGACAUGCAGAUAUGCCCAGAUCAGUGCCAGCCAAGCAAGGUAGCAUUGGCUGGGCGCCAAAGGCCCAGAGAAAGUGCAGAGGCCCUGGUGAUGAGCCCAGUCAGGGUCAGGGUGGCUGUAUAUCCUGUUCCCCACCUCUGGUCUGUGGUGGUUAGCCCAGGACCAGCCCACUGCUAGACUCAGUCUCUACCACAGCACUGGCUCCUUUUCCCACCGGAAGACCCCACCCCAGCCUGUCUCCGAAGGUAGGCUGUGCACAGAUGGAACUGGGCUGCCCUGCCUCAGCCCUCCUGGCCCCCAGGAGGGAGGGGGGAGGGGAGGGGCCUCCUUCCCUUCCUCUUUCCCUCCCUCCCUCCCUCGCUCCCCACUAGAACUGUCGUUUGCCUGGGUGAAUUCCAGCAUGUGACUCCAGCGCUCUGUCUCCCUGUUGUUACUUGUGUAAAACCUCUUCUGUCUUCUUUGAUGUAGUCAAGAGAAAUUCAUGUAGUUAAUGUGAAAAGGAAAAAGCCCAACUGCUUCACAAGGAAACCAGUCAGUCAUAUGUUAGUGUGCGUGGACAACUCCUGCUGUGCGUGCGUAGCUGCUAGACCGAUCGUGACAGUUGUACUUGUCCCCACGUGUGCGUGUCGCGACGGCCAGGGGAGGUGCCCUUUGGCCUUUGGGCCAAUUUGCUCCAGGUUAAAAUGCAAUAAACAGUUGCAAUAAAGCACA
This is a messenger RNA of Trichosurus vulpecula (common brushtail), 5704 nucleotides long. Its product is annotated as phosphatidylinositol 3-kinase regulatory subunit gamma. Gene Ontology annotation, cellular component: phosphatidylinositol 3-kinase complex. The record is from RefSeq and is a predicted model, not a curated record. Gene Ontology annotation, molecular function: 1-phosphatidylinositol-3-kinase regulator activity. Gene Ontology annotation, biological process: insulin receptor signaling pathway; phosphatidylinositol phosphate biosynthetic process. The transcript is spliced from 10 exons. NCBI's taxonomy places the organism in Eukaryota, Metazoa, Chordata, Mammalia, Diprotodontia, Phalangeridae. The coding region runs from base 202 to 1632 and encodes 476 amino acids.